Molecule: messenger RNA, 2662 nt
Organism: Echinops telfairi (small Madagascar hedgehog)
Lineage: Eukaryota; Metazoa; Chordata; Mammalia; Afrosoricida; Tenrecidae
Gene: METTL14
Product: methyltransferase 14, N6-adenosine-methyltransferase subunit
Exons: 11
Coding region: 128-1498 (456 amino acids)
Cellular component (GO): nucleus; RNA N6-methyladenosine methyltransferase complex
Molecular function (GO): mRNA binding
Source: RefSeq, a predicted model, not a curated record
CUGGGGAUACUCGCCCGCCCGAAGGUCUAGGCGAGUUUUGUGUUCCACAGACUCGAAAGCAAGAUUGGGCGUGGGUUAGUUUGCACGUGGACACGUUUUCAGGGCAGAGGAACACAGGACUUGGGACAUGGACAGUCGCUUGCAGGAGAUCCGGGAGCGGCAGAAACUACGGCGACAGCUCCUCGCGCAGCAGUUGGGAGCUGAAAAUGCUGACAGCAUUGGUGCUGUGUUGAAUAGCAAAGAUGAGCAGAGAGAAAUUGCUGAAACAAGGGAAACUUGCAGGGCUUCCUAUGAUACCUCUGCUCCAAAUGCAAAGCGUAGGUGUCUAGAUGAAGGAGAGACAGAUGAAGACAAAGUGGAAGAAUAUAAGGAUGAACUAGAAAUGCAACAGGAGGAGGAGAAUCUGCCAUAUGAGGAAGAGAUUUAUAAAGAUUCUAGUACUUUUCUUAAGGGGACACAAAGUUUAAAUCCUCAUAAUGAUUAUUGUCAGCAUUUUGUAGACACUGGACAUCGACCUCAGAACUUUAUCAGGGAUGUAGGUUUAGCUGACAGAUUUGAAGAAUACCCUAAACUAAGGGAGCUCAUUCGGCUGAAAGAUGAGUUAAUAGCUAAAUCUAACACUCCUCCUAUGUACUUACAAGCAGAUGUAGAAGCUUUUGACAUCAGAGAACUAACGCCCAAAUUUGAUGUGAUUCUCCUGGAACCCCCUUUAGAAGAAUAUUACAGAGAAACAGGAAGCACUGCUAAUGAAAAAUGCUGGACGUGGGAUGAUAUCAUGAAGUUAGAAAUUGAUGAAAUUGCAGCACCUCGAUCGUUUAUUUUUCUGUGGUGUGGUUCUGGGGAGGGAUUGGACCUGGGAAGAGUGUGUUUACGUAAGUGGGGUUAUAGAAGAUGUGAAGAUAUAUGUUGGAUUAAAACCAACAAAAACAAUCCUGGGAAGACUAAAACUUUAGACCCAAAGGCUGUUUUCCAACGAACAAAGGAGCACUGCCUCAUGGGCAUCAAAGGAACGGUGAAGCGCAGCACGGAUGGAGACUUCAUUCAUGCUAAUGUCGACAUUGAUUUAAUUAUCACCGAAGAACCUGAAAUUGGGAACAUAGAAAAACCUGUCGAAAUCUUUCAUAUAAUUGAACAUUUUUGUCUCGGGAGGAGAAGGCUUCAUCUUUUUGGAAGAGACAGUACAAUUCGACCAGGCUGGCUAACAGUUGGACCAACUCUUACAAAUAGUAACUACAAUGCGGAGACUUAUGCAUCCUAUUUCAGCGCUCCAAAUUCCUACUUGACUGGAUGUACAGAAGAGAUCGAGAGACUUCGACCCAAAUCCCCACCCCCCAAAUCUAAAUCUGAUCGGGGAGGUGGAGCGCCCAGGGGUGGAGGAAGAGGCGGAACUUCUGCUGGCCGUGGACGGGAAAGAAAUCGGUCAAACUUCCGAGGAGAAAGGGGGGGCUUUAGAGGGGGCCGUGGAGGUGCGCACAGGGGUGGCUUUCCACCACGGUAAUUCCAGAAGAGCUGACCUUGUUGAUGCCCCACCCCCUUCUUCCUUGCAUUUUGACUUUCGAUUGGAAGACUUUGGAACUCAAUCCCCUAACAGCCUCUCCCCCCACCUCCAAAAAAAAUAGUGCUUUGCAUUUAGUUUUUCUAAUCUCCUGGAAUAUCUUAGCCAACUUUGCUCACAAUUGUCACACACACACUUACCUAGUUUUCCCCCCAGGAUAAGCAGGAGUGCUGCCUCUGUCGUGUGUGUGACCGAAGAGAAUGGACCAUGAAUGCCUUCACCUUCAGAGACUUUAUUCCUACAAAGGCUGUUGCUUUUUACAUUAUUUUCUUCUCUCUUCCCAAACCAUUGUAUUAGGAGCUGACCCAGGCAGAGGGUUGGGAGGACUCGGUGCAAAGGCCCACUGUGUAGCAUGUUAGUGCCGCAGAAGUUGCGAGAGAUGCUUCCUGUCACUGCCUCUCCCCACGGGGCGGCUCUGGGAGCCUGGCUAGCACGGCGCAGAGACAGAUGGUAAGCGUCUGCCAGGGCUACAGCAUGUCCUUGAUGGAACAAUAAAAAGAGGAGACAUCUGCUUGUCUUUUUAGUCUUAGAAAUUCAGAUAUAAUUUAAUUAUUCUAGUAUACUAAACACCACCGAGAAAUUCAAAAAGCUCAUCAUCAUCACCUCAAUUGUGUGCUAAAGAUGACUCAAGCACUCUUCCCAUAAAGCAAACAAAGACAAAUAUCCAAUGUUAGGACUUUGGAAUGGGCUUGAACUUGAAUUGACCCUUGAAGCAGUUUCAUAUUACUUAGCAAAAAAGAAGUAACAGAGACACCUGGCUGUGCAGUAUGUGCUUUAAACAUUUGGGGAAUGAAGUAUUUGGUAAUUGAGGAAAUGACAUAUAUCUUGAAGCUUGGUAUAGGGAAAACUUAAAUGUCUAGCCAAUGAUGGAAAACCCUCAAUCGAAGCUUGGAAAAUGGGACUACAGUUGUCCUGUAUUGAAAGCACAUGGUGUUGUUAGUUUUUAAGGGACUGGUUUUGCAGAGCUGUUUGUUGUCUAAGACUUUCUGCCAUCACUUCUCUUUCCAUGCUAACCCAUGCAUAAAAUGAAUUUGCUGAAUGAGAUAUUCUUGAUAGAUUUUUUAAUUUCGUGUGUGAUUUUUCUAAUAAAACGUUAAACCCUGGAAA